AUGGUCGGCGGCCUUCCUAAUAUAGGUGGGAUGGACGGCGACAGAUACCGAGGGAUGUCUUCUAGGGUUCGCAAGGCUCGUAUGAUUACCUUCUACAAGAAUGGUGAUCCUUUCCAUUCGGGCACAAAAGUUUCCAUAACACCUGGUAAGGACUUCAAAAGCUUGGAGAACUUGUGCGAUUUCCUUACCCAGCGGACUAAGAUCCCCCACGGUGCCCGUUUCAUUUUUACACUUAAUGGAAAGCGAGUAUAUGACCUGGAGGAAUUACAAGAUGGACAGUCUUACGUUGUGUCUGGCUCCAGGAACUUUCAGGAGCUGGCCUACGGUCAGGCUGCAAGAAUGAGGACUGCACAUACUGCCUACCGUCCCAAUGCUGUUCCUCUCAGGGAAGAUGACCUGCGUCUUCUCCGACCUGUUGAUCAACAAAAAAAGAAAAGCUCAGAGGUUUCGUCAGGCAGUCAGUCCUUGCCUGCUUCUCUCCCUGGGUCACGAGAAGGAAGGGUAAUCACGGUAGUUAACAGGAAAGAUCAAAACAUUCAUAACCGUGUCCUUCUCAACAUGAGGACGCCCCAACCAUUUGAAGAAGUACUUGUAGAUUUAGGUCAGGCCAUCAAAAUGAAACAUGCGAAACGAAUGUUUACAUUAUGGGGACAAGAGGUAAGAAGUUUCUCGCAGCUGAGAAAAGAUUAUGGAGAAAUUGAAACGUUUUAUUUGGACAAUGGAGACACACGGAUACGUCCGGUUAGCAAAGUCAUUAAGAGCUCGAAAUCAGUUGAAUCGCUUGAGACUGUUCCUAGACUCCGGUCGACAAAAAGCGUUCGAUUACUUCGCUAUGACAGUGUUCCUAAUCUAGAUGAGAAUAAAUGGGGCAAAGGUGACUUCACCCAAAAUGGAAUCGCUAAGCCUAUAAGGAGGAAGAUAAACGGAAUAAAGACAGAUAGUCAAGAAUUAUCACGAUGGAGUCCACCCAACUACAGUCGUCCUGAGAAGGAACUGAAACUUGAAUGGGCACAUGGGAUUCGUUCACAAGAAGGAAUUGGUAACUUGCAUGUGCUGCCGUCUCGUGAAUUACUUUAUCCAGUAGCAACCGUAGCUGUUAUCUACGACAGACAGAACAACCGACAACGUCACUUUACCAAUCACACUGAAGACAUCCAAUGUAUAACAGUUCAUAACGAAUAUGAAAUAAUUGCCACUGGUCAAGGGGCAGGACCAACCAAUGCAUCUCAGGCCCACGUGUUGAUCUGGAGAGCUGACAGCUUGCAAACAAUAGCGGAGGUGGGAAGCGGUCAAAUAGAGUCUUCUGGACUUUUCGACCUGGCUUUUUCCCCGGAGGGCUCUUUACUGGCAAUGUUAGAAGCGAGUGAAGACCAUGAAUUGUGGUUGUGGGACUGGCAGAAUGACUCUGUUCUUGGACGAGCUUCGACACAGAGUGAAGAAGUAAAAGGAGUGACAUUUCAUCCUUCAGAAGAAGAUCUUGUAGUAACAUUCGGAACACAGCAUCUGGCCUUUUGGAAACGCGGCCGUGACGGUUUUCUGGACAAACGAUCAAUUAACCCUACCGGUCAAUCGGCCAAAACAGUGACCUGUGUCCAGUUUCUACCAGAUGGCUCAAUGGUGACUGGUGAUAGCGGAGGCUACUUAACGCUUUGGUCUCCUGGUGACGACGAUGACCCUUGUACUUUUAUCAUUGUUAAAGAGGUCAAAGGUCACGAGAGGGACGUUCGUGGUCUACUGUUGUUACCAGAAGGGACACUUUUCUCGGGUGGAAGUGGAGAUAGAGAGGGACAUAUUAAAGUUUGGAGCACUACCAACAAAUUAACGAGAGUUGCAGCUACUAAUUUGCCACGCGGAGCUGGAGGUGUGGAAGCUCUGUGCAUGCAAUAUCCGAGCCCAGAUGGCACAUUCUACGUAGCCACCAAUAGAAAUCAAGUAUAUGAGGGUUCAACGCAGCGGAAGUUUCGUCCACUUAUAUGCGGUCACGCUCGUGGAGUGAAAGCAGUGACGAGUGACCCGAAAGGUGAUGGAUUUUACACUGGUGGUGAAGAUAAGUCAGUCUGUAAGUGGCACUUUCACAUCUUAGAGUGGAGAGUAUCGGUGGAGGCUGAAUGUUUGUCUCUGGCGAUACAUAAUGAAGCCUUGGUAGUAGCAGUUGGGAUGAGCAACGGCCACGUAACUCUUCUCAACUCCCAAAACGGGCUCAUCGUAUCGACGGUGACAAUGACGAACAGUGCUCUGAACGCUCUUACCUAUUCACCAGAUGGCGAAAUGUUAGCUGCUGGAGGCCAGGACGGUAAUAUGUACAUCUAUCAGUCACGUGACCAUGGGUAUGUGCUAAGAAAAGGUGGAACGAUUAAGGGUCGUCAACCCAUUCUGAGCAUCGAUUGGUCAUUUGACGGAAAGCAGCUUCAAACUGUUACAAGCGAUAACGAAUUUCAGGAGCUCGUUUUGUGGGAUGUACACAAUCUUGAACGACAAGGAAGUCCUAGGGGCACUAAAGACCUCGAAUGGUACGACCUGACAUCCACUUUGGGUCAUAAUCUUCUCGGUAUGUGGGAGAACGAGGAUUUGAGAGAAGUUGUCAAUCUGACGUCACAUCGGGCAAGUUCCAAACAACUGAUAGCAGCAGGUGACCAAGAAGGUUUCGUACGCUUAUUUAGAUAUCCUUGUCCAAGUACUAAGGCAGCCUUUCGGGAGUAUAAACAUGGAAGUUCAGGGACAACAGUUGUGAAAUUUUUACGAGGUGACAGAAAUCUGGUGUCGGCAGGGGGCUCUGAUGGCGCUAUCCUGGUAUGGCGACUGGUUGCAGCUGGCCAUUAG
This is a messenger RNA of Limulus polyphemus (Atlantic horseshoe crab), 2820 nucleotides long. Its product is annotated as echinoderm microtubule-associated protein-like CG42247. NCBI's taxonomy places the organism in Eukaryota, Metazoa, Arthropoda, Merostomata, Xiphosura, Limulidae. Gene Ontology annotation, molecular function: microtubule binding. The record is from RefSeq and is a predicted model, not a curated record. Bases 1 to 2820 code for a protein of 939 amino acids. Gene Ontology annotation, cellular component: mitotic spindle. The transcript has 18 exons. Gene Ontology annotation, biological process: microtubule cytoskeleton organization; intracellular signal transduction.